Messenger RNA from Labrus bergylta (ballan wrasse), 2811 nucleotides. It is a transcript of the gene hoxa13b, whose product is annotated as homeobox A13b. Gene Ontology annotation, biological process: regulation of transcription by RNA polymerase II. The record is from RefSeq and is a predicted model, not a curated record. NCBI's taxonomy places the organism in Eukaryota, Metazoa, Chordata, Actinopteri, Labriformes, Labridae. Gene Ontology annotation, molecular function: RNA polymerase II cis-regulatory region sequence-specific DNA binding; DNA-binding transcription factor activity, RNA polymerase II-specific.
AGCUGGUCCUCUCGAUGUAGGGCAUGCUAUGACCGCUUCAUUACUCCUCCACUCGCACUGGAUCGACCCGGUGAUGUUUCUCUACGACAGUGGCCUGGAUGAAAGAAGCAAGAACAUGGAGGGAUUUACUGGAGGCAAUUUUGCAGCAAAUCAGUGCAGGAAUUUGUUAGCGCAUCCAACCUCGCUGGCUCCCAGCACCACUUACACUGCGAGUGAGGUGCCAGUGUCUGGCAUGGGGGAGCCUGGCAAACAAUGCAGUCCCUGUUCUGCCACUCAGAGCUCUCCAAAUGCGUCUUUGCCUUAUGGAUACUUUGGCAGCAGUUAUUACCCGUGCAGGAUGUCACACGGCAGCGUCAAGGCGUGCGCUCAGCCCUCUGGAUAUGGCGAUAAAUACAUGGACUCAUCCGUCUCUGGUGAGGAGUUCUCAACCAGGGCAAAGGAAUUUGCAUUUUAUCAGGGUUAUUCCUCGAGUCCUUACCAGCCCAGUUACCUGGACGUGCCUGUGGUACCUGCACUGAGUGCUCCAUCUGAGCCCAGACACGAGUCACUGCUGCCCAUGGAGCCCUACCAGCCCUGGGCCAUCACUAAUGGCUGGAGUGGUCAAGUUUACUGCGCCAAGGAGCAGCCACAGUCAAACCCUCUAUGGAAAUCCUCUUUGCAAGACACCAUAUCUGGAGGUGACAGCUCUAUCCGCCGGGGGAGAAAGAAGCGCGUGCCAUACACAAAGGUUCAGUUAAAGGAGUUGGAGAGAGAAUACAACGCCAACAAAUUCAUCACCAAGGAUAAAAGGAGAAGAAUAUCCGCACAAACAAAUCUGACUGAGAGACAAGUGACAAUCUGGUUUCAAAACCGCCGCGUAAAGGAGAAAAAAGUGGUCAAUAAAUUCAAGAGCUCCAGUUAGCUGUGGAAAAAAGAAAUGAAACGGGAGAGGAAGUGCGGACACGGAUGUGCCUUCAUCCAAAAAACUGUGCGAUAAUUUAUUACAUGAUAUGAACGGCCUUUUGGUUGCCAGAAUGGCUCUGUUUUUGACCUGCACAUUUCCUUCCUCGCGUUUAAUUGGAACCAGUCGGUGCAGCCUGUUGACAGGAGGUCGGAAAUGGUUUGCAACAUUUUGACCAAGGCGAGUCUGAGAGGGCUCCUUUAAAUACUCAUCAGAAAAUAAGACAUUCUGUUAGAAGCCAUGGGACACCCUGAGUGAUCCUGCGCUUUUAUAUCACUUAAUUCAAUCCGGAAUUUAAAAUGUAUGGCCUUAAAAUAAGCAUCUAUAGAACCAAUUUACAGCAAAUACAUCUGAAAAGUCAUUUUCAACCCGUGAUCCUCAAAGAAAGCCAAAGUGUAACAAAAAAUGUUGAUAUGAUAGAAUACAUUUUUUUUGCAAUUACUCACAAGGGGUUAAAGACAGGGGGGGGGAGGAUGAAGCUUAUGCGUAAAUUCUCCGCUUGGAACUCUCACUGACAGGAUCUACACUACGGCCUUGUUUUGAUUAAUUCAAUCUCUGUUCAUUAAUCUACCAAUAUUUAUGAAACGUAAUCAAACGUGAACACUGAGCAUUUCAAUACUUACUUCUGUUUUGAUUGCUUUUUGAGCCUAGAAUAACUCUGACUGACCUGUGCCUGUCAGUCACCAGCGAUUUUGCAAGGAAGUGCUGGAAACUUGGACAUAUAUUUAAACAUGUAAAUACCCCCUGACUGCCACUAUCUAUUCUAUUAGUUUUUGACAAUAAAUGUUUGAGAGACGUAAUGUGAUUUUUGUCAUUUUCAUUAAUUAUCCUCAGUCGAAGUGAAGUUGGACAUUUCUGAUUGCUUGAUAGAAAACUUCCAAAUCCUAUGCGUCGUCAACAGGCCUCCAUCGGACAGUAGAGCCACUGCGGGCUUCAGGUUUAGGAGUUUAUGUCGCCAUCUAGUGGCGAAACUAUGUCAGCACAGUGUCUUCUCACUCAUGCCUGUCAUAUCCAUCUGUCUGUACUUAAAGGCGUGUGUGCGUGUGCGCGUGCAAUAUCCAGUAUUUACACCAGUCUGCCUAUAUCAGUGUAUUUUUUCUCAACAUUUGAAAUCAAAGAAAAACAUAAUUCACACAAAGAAAAAAACUGAUUCUCCUUUGAGAACAUUAGAAAUGUGUAUGCACAAGAAAGACUUUAAGAAUAUUUAUUAGUCUUUUUAUUAUUUUAUAAUUGUAGAGGAAUACUCUACAAGUUGUGGCCAAGAUUUACGUGUUAUUUACCUGUAUUCACAUUUAGACAUUUGGCUCCACAUCUCAGCUCAUUUUCUUUCCUUACUGAUUAAGUAAUAGCAGAACAGAUCUUUUAGAAAUUAGUUUUCUUUUUUUUUCAAGUCAUUGUUCAAUCUUGCGUAAUUUCUUGCCUAAGCAUUUGUAGCCUUCAGGGACGGAAGUUUGCAUGAAGUUGAAUCUGUUCUUGGACUUUUUUGAAGAGUGAAAUUCAACUUUUCGUUUCCAACAUGCCUACAGUUUUGAACAUGAUCACUUUAUUAUCCAGCAUUGCAUCUCAAAUCGGAAUCUUUAAGGUUAAGUCUGUUUAAUUUAUGUUUUCAUUUCCAAUUAUUGUGGGAUAAUAAAAAAAGGACACCUUGUUUUUCUUUUAUUGAUUUUUACGAAUUUGCAUUUUAACGAAAAAGAAGAAUAGUGUGAAGCAGACGUGCAAAAAUCCUUUCAGAUUAAAGUUGCCAGCUUGAUCUGAUUUUUUGCCUUCUACUAACUAAAAUGAAAUCAUGCAUUAUUAAUGUAUUAUGAUGUGGUCAUGAUCCACAUUACAGUACCAUCAUAGACAGUGACAUUUAUCAGCUCGAAUGUUAA